AUGAUGAUGAUCAUUCAUUCGUCGUAUGUGCGACGGGUAUACAAUGGUAGGGGAGGUAAGGUCCAAUUCCUGCCUUUAGCAUUAUGUGAACACGACUCUCUCACUCUUUCGAGUUACAAAAAACACGACGAUCAUUGUUAA
This is a messenger RNA of Cavenderia fasciculata, 141 nucleotides long. RefSeq lists its product as uncharacterized. The transcript has a single exon. Bases 1 to 141 code for a protein of 46 amino acids. The record is from RefSeq and is a predicted model, not a curated record. NCBI's taxonomy places the organism in Eukaryota, Evosea, Eumycetozoa, Acytosteliales, Cavenderiaceae.